This is a messenger RNA of Petromyzon marinus (sea lamprey), 4104 nucleotides long. Its product is annotated as tripartite motif-containing protein 14-like. The record is from RefSeq and is a predicted model, not a curated record. Lineage: Eukaryota; Metazoa; Chordata; Hyperoartia; Petromyzontiformes; Petromyzontidae. Gene Ontology annotation, molecular function: protein binding; zinc ion binding.
GUCUCGCCUCCACGCCACUCAUUGCCACUGCACAGCUUUCGCAGUUCUUCCCACAGCAUCGCCAGCCGUGUCAAGUGCACCACAGCAUCGCCAGCCGUGUCAAGUGCACCACAGCAUCGCCAGCCGUGUCAAGUGCACCACAUCAUCGCCAGCCGUGUCAAGUGCACCACAUCAUCGCCAGCCGUGUCAAGUGCACCACAUCAUCUCAAACCGUGUCAAGCGCACCACAUCAUCACCAGCCGUUUCAGGCGCACCACAUCAUCACCAGCCGUGUCAAGCGCACCACAGCGUCUGCAACCGUGCGCAGCUUCCCCAUGGCGGUGCGCCUCCAGUCGAACUUUGGCAGUGGUCUCCGGGAGGAGUGCACGUGCUCCGUGUGCCUGGACAUGUUCAUCACGCCCUGCACGCUGCCGUGCGGCCACAGCUUCUGCCGCUCGUGCAUCGAGACGCACUGGAGGGUGAACUGCGCGCGUGGUGGCUGCGACUGCCCGCAGUGCCGCCACGUGUUCCACAAGCGCCCCGCGCUGCAGACGAGCACCCCGCUGGCGAGCAUCAUAGCGCAGCUCGGCCAGCGAUGCCCGUUCCGCGCCGCCGACGCCCUCGCGUUCAUCUCGGCCGACCCGGCGCGCUCCUCCCCGCCGGCGCUCUCCUCCCUCUGCGGCCUGUGCACGAUGUCGCGCGUGCCGGCCGCCAAGGCGUGCCUCACCUGCGAGGUGUCCUUCUGCGGCGAGCACUUGCGCAUGCACGACGAGACGGCGGCGUUCACGCGCCAGCACCGGCUGCUCGAGCUGCCCGCGGCGGUGGCGUGCGGAGGAGGAGGAGGAGGAGGCGGCGGCGGCGGCGACGCGCGCGGUGCGCUGGGGGUCUGCGGACGGCACGGGCGGCCCCUGGAGUUCUUCUGCCGCUCGGACCUGGCGUGCGUGUGCGCGGCGUGCGUCAACGACGGCCUCUGCCAGGGACACGCGGUCGAGGAGCUGCAGCUGGCGGUCGGGGGGGCGCAGAUGGACCUAAAGCAGAAGAGACAAAAGCUGAAAAUCAAACAAAUGACGGUGUCCAAGAGCAAAAUUGAAUAUGAAAUAGCCACCAAAGAUAUUAUGGGUUCGUGCGUGUCCCUGAAGCUGGAGGUGGUGGACCGCUUUGGGCGGGCGCGCCGGGCACUGGACGAGCGCGAGCGGGCGGCCGUCAUCACCAUCGAGAUGGAGCAGAGCCGGCUGCUGGCGCUCGCCAACGACCGCCUGGCGCAGCUCGAGCAGCAGCUCGUGGCGCUGCGGGAAGCGGAGGAGCAGCUCAACGCGCAGGCGGCCAUGGGCGACGCGCUCGCCUUCAUGCAGGGUUACUCGUCUGCUUCGAAGAGGGCGGAAGCGCUGGUUGGACUGCCCAUGGAUGAGGGUCCCACGCUGCAGGUGGAGACGCCAGCCGUGACCAGCAUCAAGGCCUGGCUCGAGAGGCUCAUCCGCACCCUGGAUGGCAGCAAGGACGCAAACGCCAACCUCAAGCUCAUGUACGGGCAGCUCGUGACGCUCGACCCCGACACGGCGAGCACCAGCCUCCUCCUAUCCCAGGAUGGGCGCAUGGCGGCCACCAGCUCCCGCCGCCUCUCCUACCCCGAACGGCCCGAGCGCUUCGACCACUGGUGCCAGGUGAUGUGCCACCAGGCGUUCGCGAGCGGCCAGCGCUACUGGGCUGCGACCGUGAGCGGCGGGGACACAUGGCGCAUCGGCGUCGCUUACGGCUCCAUGGGUCGCAAGGGCAGCAGCGGCUCCAGCCUGCUGGGGCUGAACGGCGCGUCGUGGUGCCUCGCGCAGGCCCAGUGCGAGUGCGCUGCGUGGCACGACGAGAAACACGAGUCGGUGGUCGUGGCCGAGCCGCCGCGCACCGUCGGCGUCUUCCUGGACUACGGCGCCGGAGUGGUCACCUUCAUCGACGCGGACCGCAUGGCCGAGCUGUACACCUUCCGCGCAAAGUUCACGCAGCCGCUCUACCCCGCCUUCCAGCUCGGUGGCAAGACCACGCUCGUGAUCUGUCCCUGAGAGGCCGGCCCGACGUUGCACGCGGCGCUGCCGAACGCGCAAGCGUUGGAAAAUGCUCGCCAAACGUGAUUGGAACGUCGCGAGUAGACGCGGGGACACUCGUUGGUAUUGGUGGGGUUUUGCACAGCUUUGUCGCAAGAUGCCGUCCACGGGCUUGAUUGAGAUGAUGCGCAAGAGAAUGGAUGGUUGGUUAAUGUUCCGAAGUGAGAUGAUGGAUGGAAUUGUUUGUGUGUGAUGUUGGUGGCUUGAGACUUAAGUACUGUGAACGUGGGAAUUUUUUGACACCAUGAUUUCAAAGGUCAGCCAGGCGGCGAUAAUGGUCACACGUCUGGAAAAUGCCAAUAUACAGUGGUCUUCUAACGUAACAAAAGUUAUUUAUACAUAGUUGUAUGCUAUAUUCCAGGUUAGUAGUACUUUCUAAUAUAUUUACUCAUGUAAACGCACCUAUUGUCAGGAUGCUUGUAAUAAUUCACACUUUUUUAAAAGUAUAAGCCGGAGUGCAGGAUCUCCACAGGCGGGGGUUGAUGUGGGUAGUCAGGGCUGUAUGAUUUAAUAUUUUCCGACGUCCUCCAACUUCGCUCCGCCACAACCAACAGAGGGCGGAGAGUGGCAGGGACAUUUUUUUCCAGAGCUCAGCCCCAGGCAGCUCCGGCGCAAAAAAAUAACCCUGGGUAUGCACAGGUGGCUGGGGUAGACUCACACGCCUUAUGCAGUAACUAACAAAGUGCUUACAUGGCGUCAUAACGGUAUGCGGUUUUGUAUUUUUACAUUAAAUAUAACCUAAAUUAAAAUAUAUUAUUGAGUAAAUGUAUGCAUUGUUUGAACUGUAUGAUCUUGAAGUUUCUGUAUAAUGAGCAAUUGUGUAAUGCACUUAUCUACAAAUACCUUUGAAGCAACGUAAUAUGUUGCGUGCUUCAAGUGUCUAUUCCUAUAACAUCCACUCGUCUUCAGAUAUAACUCGUCUUUGACAUGCACUUAUUUCAGGACACUUUUCCAUAUUCUUUGUAAAGCAGACUUUUUUAAACGAGUGAAUCUCAUGCCCAAUGCGAACAUAUUUAACUGUUAAUACAGAAAGGCGGAAUCAACAUCACGUGCCUGGCACCUCCCCCACUUUUAUUACCAACCUAAAACCUUAUUUUAUUAUCAGGUAAAGCCCACUGAGCUUUAUAGCAAAAAAAAUUGAGAAGCGACACUGGCCACAAAUGAUAGCUCAACGAAAGUGGAUAAUCAACGUGGAAAUUUAUAGCAGUGAAACGUGGAGGGGAGAAAAAAAAAAACAGAGGACCCGGAGAAAAAUCGAAAAUAUGCAGGCGUCAGGUUCGGGGAUCGAAACCACGCGCUCCUGCAUGCGAGGGCGGUGACAUCUCGCCCCCGUCGCGCUCCCUUCCCAUCGUGUUUUAAAGCGACGGUCGGGGUGUGCGUCUUAUAAUCCGGGAGAUGUUUGCGUGACCAGAUUCGCCUUUGACAGGCGUCUUAUAAUCGGACGAAUGUGUUAUUGUCAAUGCGGUGGGUGCCCUGUGCUGCUGCAAUUUGGUGUAGCGUUGCUUCAGCAGCAAUAAUUUAAUUGAAAUAGAUGGGGAAGUUCGUGGAAUAAACCUUAGAAGAGAUUAAAUUAUCUUUCUCUGGAUGCGAACUCUAUGCCCGGUUGGUGAAAUUUGUAUUUACGCUUUAGGGUCAAAUUGUGAAUAGCUAUGACCAAUUAGUGGUGUAAAUCUUUUGCUGAGUAAUUUAACGGCACGUCGAUUGUAUGUUAUGUUCUGACAGGCGUCAUGGAUUUAAAAGUGCCAAUGAUAAUACUUUUGGCAGGCUUGUGUUGUGUGAAAUCCAGUUGAAUUCAGUUAAAACAUCUUUAUUCAUAUUUGAAGUACAUCAAAGCCCAUCGUGACGAUAUAAUUGUGAAAUUGAAUUACAAAAGGAUAAUCAUAUAUCGUGAAAACUUUUAUCGUUGAGCGAAAUCGGCGACAAAUCUUAAUGCAUUCGGUGACGCUGCAUUGGUGGUGGUACAAAUGCACAAAUAACAAACUCAACACGGUCGUCAAAUACAGUGGCCUUAAAAAGUAAAAAAAAUGUAACG